GAGGUAGACACAGAGCGAGGCAGAGAUGGACAGAGAAACACACCGUGGCAGAAUAGUACUGAGGAGAGAAAGAGAGGCUGUUUAAGUUUUAACUAAAAUCUGAAAUUUCAGCCUUUUAAGAGUGGAAUACAGGAUAUUGACAUGACAAUGAACCACACCAGUGAAUAAUUAGUUGUGGUGCAUCCAUUAUCUGAUUUGAUCGAUUCACAGCUUGAGCUGAGGGUGAAGAAAAUGUUCAACAGUUGAACAGCACUUACUGGCACACAAUGUCUGACCAUGAGGAUCUGAGCAAAGCCAUGGGCCACUGGAAUGCCUCGGACAGCUACCAGCUGAACGCAGCUAGCGUGAUUGUGUCCGUAGUGUUCUCACUCAUCUUCCUGCUGGGCACGGUGGGCAACAGCCUGGUGCUCGCUGUGCUCCUGCGCAGCGGCCAGCUCAGCUACAACACCACCAACCUGUUCAUCCUCAACCUCAGCGUGGCCGACUUCUUCUUCAUCAUAUUCUGUGUGCCUUUCCAGGCCACCAUCUACUCACUGGAGGGCUGGGUAUUCGGCUCCUUCAUGUGCAAAGUGGUGCACUUCUUCAUCAACCUCACCAUGUACGCUAGUAGCUUCACCCUUGCUGCUGUCUCUGUUGAUAGAUAUUUGGCCAUUCGUUAUCCACUGCGCUCCAGAGAAUUACGAACACCCUGUAAUGCGGUUGUUGCCAUGGUGAUCAUUUGGGGUCUGUCUCUUGUCUUUGCCGGCCCUUACUUGAGCUAUUAUGACCUGAUUGAUUUCGAAAACAGCAACGUGUGUGUUCCUGGUUGGGAGGAACACAACCGCAAAGUGUUGGAUACCUGCACCUUUGUGUUUGGCUAUGUCAUCCCUGUACUCAUUGUCAGCCUGUCUUACACACGCACUAUCAAGUAUCUCUGGACAGCUGUUGACCCACUGGACGGCAUGUCCGAGUCUAAGCGAGCCAAGCGCAAAGUCACCAAGAUGAUCAUAAUCGUCACAGUGCUGUUCUGCAUCUGCUGGCUGCCCUACCACGUGGUCAUCCUGUGCUAUUUGUAUGGAGAUUUCCCCUUCAACCAGACCACUUAUGCAUUCAGGCUGCUCUCACACUGCAUGGCCUACGCCAACUCCUGCCUUAAUCCCAUUGUCUACGCGCUGGUGUCCAAGCAUUUCCGCAAGGGCUUUAAGAAGGUGUUCAGCUGCAUUCUCAGCAAAAAGGGCCGCAAUAAGGUGCAUGUAGUGCAACUGGCUAACACUGUGCCUGGCUUUGAAGCUGCCUCGACUGAGGUAUCACACAUGAAUGAAGAAAACGGCAGACAGAAUGAGCGUGAGAUAGCUGAACGCCCCCUUACAGAGUCACAGGAUGCCACCAUGAACAUAACAUUACCUUGCCAGAAGCAGCCAUGAGCACAGGCAGUACACUGGAUGGUAGCAAUGGUCAAAAGGGCAGAGAUAUAACAUCACAAUACUUUUCAUGAUAAAUAUCGUGAUUUUUUUUUUUUUUUUUUUGCAUAAAAAAAAUUUGGAAUAGAUGCAAUGCACCAGCUAAUACAGUACUGGGUUCAUUGAUAUUUAUUCAUCUCGUAAAAAAUAAAGAUAUAGAGUAAUACAAAAAUAUUCAUUUAACUAUCUAUUACUUUGUGGUUUUAACUUAAUUUAGUGACACAAGUUGUUCUGGGUUUUAAUUCAUCAAGAUCUACUUUUCCUAGCAAAAUAAAGUUUAUCAUGAUGUAAUCUAUCAUAAAAACGAUAGCACUAACUGCUGGUGCUACAGAAGCCUUACUGAAUUGGGACGCUAAUGUACCACUGCCACUGGACAUAACCCAUAUGCUUUAACGUUGACUACUAUAGACAAUGAUUACCAAAACUGCUUCAUUAAUGAUAAAGAAAAAAAAAUGCACAUAAACAGACGAUAUAUUUUUCAAUAUAAUAAAUUAUUUAUUUUGGGGGGGUUGUUUUCUGGUAAGUAUUAAAAUGUGUUAUAAAUGUGUUAUUUAAAAGGUGCAAAUAUCUAUUUUUAAUGGCUUUUUGAGCAUGUUGCAAUGUAUAAUGCUUCUGUAAUGAUUAAAUGAUUCUGUGAUAAAACUGCAGCCGAUAAUUAUGUAAUGCACUCUAACGUCCUAAGAAUUUUGUAUUCAUAUAAAAUAGUAUUGAUUUCUUUCUAGCUUAUUGCGUUUUGACACUUGUGAUCUUCUGUCUGACUUAUCUCUGCUUGCUUGUGAUCUUCUUACAUAGACUACAUUCAUAAUUAACAAGUGCAAUUUCCAUCCCAGAUUUCACUUCUCCAAUCUUUCCCAACACUUCAUAUAGGCAUAAACAAAUGGGCUCGUACCAUUUUGCACUUUUAUACUGGUUGUUUACAACCAUUCUGAGGUUAUUGUCAUGAUUGCCUUACCUCUAUGUCUUGCUUUUCUUUGGUAUUAAAGAGUAACAUGUACAGAGUUGACCUUUACGAUAUUAAUGUUGGUUGAUUUCAA
Messenger RNA from Pangasianodon hypophthalmus (striped catfish), 2473 nucleotides. It is a transcript of the gene galr2b, whose product is annotated as galanin receptor 2b. Gene Ontology annotation, molecular function: G protein-coupled receptor activity. Gene Ontology annotation, biological process: G protein-coupled receptor signaling pathway. The record is from RefSeq and is a predicted model, not a curated record. Bases 267 to 1403 code for a protein of 378 amino acids. Gene Ontology annotation, cellular component: membrane. NCBI's taxonomy places the organism in Eukaryota, Metazoa, Chordata, Actinopteri, Siluriformes, Pangasiidae. The transcript has 4 exons.